This is a messenger RNA of Lates calcarifer (barramundi perch), 7594 nucleotides long. Its product is annotated as potassium voltage-gated channel subfamily H member 1. The transcript is spliced from 12 exons. Gene Ontology annotation, cellular component: membrane. Lineage: Eukaryota; Metazoa; Chordata; Actinopteri; Centropomidae. The record is from RefSeq and is a predicted model, not a curated record. Gene Ontology annotation, biological process: potassium ion transmembrane transport; regulation of membrane potential. Bases 288 to 3179 code for a protein of 963 amino acids. Gene Ontology annotation, molecular function: delayed rectifier potassium channel activity.
GGCGCUCCGGCUCCUGGUAACGAUGACCGUGGAGGAGCAGGCGCCGCGGCCCCUCCUGCCCGGUGCGCUCAGGCGGCGUUUUCCUCUCCUCCUGGAUGAUGAGGUGCGUAAAAGAGGCGCCAACGCACCGCACCGGGUUGAGGUGGUAGCUAAUGAGCAGACCAGACUAGACAGCCUCUGUCCAAGAAAUCCACGCAGCGUCUUCUCACAGCCGAAGAGAGAGACUAUGAAGACGAGCGGCAGAUUGAGGAGUAAAGAUUCACCUGCGGACUGAGUGAAGAGGCAGGAUGGCGGGGGGUCGGAGGGGACUUGUGGCCCCUCAGAAUACUUUUUUGGAGAAUAUUGUGAGACGGUCGAACGAUACCAACUUUGUGCUGGGAAACGCUCAGAUAGUGGACUGGCCCAUCGUCUACAGCAACGAUGGUUUCUGCAAGUUGUCGGGGUACCACAGAGCAGAGGUGAUGCAGAAAAGCAGCACCUGCAGCUUCAUGUAUGGGGAGCUCACAGACAAGGACACGACAGAAAAAGUGCGACUAACAUUCGAGAAUUAUGAGAUGAACUCGUUUGAAAUACUGAUGUACAAAAAGAACAGGACGCCUGUUUGGUUUUUUGUGAAGAUUGCUCCGAUUCGAAAUGAACAAGAAAAAGUGGUCCUGUUUCUUUGCACCUUCAGUGACAUAACAGCCUUUAAACAGCCCAUUGAAGAUGAUUCCUCUAAAGGCUGGGGAAAGUUUGCUCGACUGACUCGAGCUCUAACAAGCAGUAGAGGAGUCCUACAACAACUGCAGCCGACAGUUCACAAAGGAGAGAACGUCCACAAGCACUCACGCUUAGCUGAGGUACUGCAGCUCGGCUCAGAUCUCCUACCUCAGUACAAGCAGGAGACCCCCAAAACCCCUCCUCACAUCAUCCUGCACUACUGCCUCUUCAAGACCACCUGGGAUUGGGUCAUCCUCAUCCUCACCUUCUACACAGCCAUCAUGGUGCCCUACAAUGUCUCCUUCAAGACCAAGCAGAACAACGUGACUUGGCUGGUGGUUGACAGCAUUGUGGACGUCAUCUUCUUGGUGGACAUUGUUUUAAACUUCCACACCACAUUCGUUGGACCCGCUGGAGAGGUCAUCUCAGACCCCAAGCUGAUUCGAAUGAACUACCUGAAGACCUGGUUUGUUAUCGACCUGCUGUCCUGCCUGCCGUAUGAUGUCAUUAAUGCCUUCGAGAAUGUAGAUGAGGGGAUCAGCAGUCUGUUCAGCUCACUUAAGGUGGUCCGGCUGCUCCGUCUGGGCCGGGUUGCCCGUAAACUGGAUCACUACAUUGAGUACGGGGCAGCUGUCCUGGUCCUACUGGUGUGUGUUUUUGGACUGGCUGCCCACUGGCUGGCCUGCAUUUGGUACAGCAUUGGCGAUUAUGAAGUUAUUGAUGAAGAAACCAACAUCAUUCGCAUGGACAGCUGGCUCUACAUCCUGGCUGAGACAGUGGGGUCACCAUACCGCUUCAAUGCCAGCUCAGGGAAGUGGGAGGGUGGGCCGAACAAGGACUCUGUCUACAUCACCUCCCUGUACUUUACCAUGACCAGCCUGACAAGCAUCGGCUUCGGUAAUAUCGCCCCAACGACAGACGGAGAGAAAAUCUUUGCCGUGGCUAUGAUGAUGAUUGGAUCGCUGCUUUACGCGACCAUCUUUGGUAAUGUGACAACAAUCUUCCAGCAGAUGUAUGCCAACACCAAUCGUUACCAUGAGAUGCUUAACAGCGUUCGGGACUUCCUCAAGCUCUACCAGGUGCCCAAGGGCUUGAGUGAAAGAGUUAUGGACUACAUUGCCUCCACCUGGUCCAUGUCACGGGGUAUAGACACUGAAAAGGUGUUGCAGAUUUGUCCAAAGGACAUGCGAGCAGAUAUUUGUGUUCAUCUCAACCGGAAGGUUUUUAAAGAGCACCCAGCCUUCCGGCUAGCCAGUGAUGGGUGUCUCAGAGCUCUGGCCAUGGAGUUUCAGACCAUUCACUGUGCUCCUGGCGACCUGAUCUACCAUGCUGGUGAAAGUGUGGAUAGCCUCUGUUUUGUGGUGUCGGGGUCACUGGAGGUCAUCCAGGAUGAUGAGGUGGUGGCUAUUUUAGGUAAAGGAGAUGUAUUUGGAGAUGUUUUCUGGAAAGAGGUGACUCUAGCUCAAGCCUGUGCCAAUGUCCGAGCUCUGACCUACUGCGACCUCCACGUCAUUAAACGCGACGCUCUGCAGAAGGUCCUGGAAUUUUACACAGCAUUUUCCAACCACUUCUCAAGAAAUCUGCUGCUCACUUAUAACCUGCGAAAAAGGAUCGUCUUUCGAAAGAUCAGUGAUGUGAAACGUGAGGAAGAGGAGCGACAGAGGCGUAAAAAUGAAGCCCCUCUGAACUUGCCACCAGAUCACCCAGUGCGAAAACUGUUCCAGCGCUUUCGACAGCAGAAGGAAGCCCGCAUAGCGACUGAGAAACCAGAGCUACAUGAACAUGAUAUUGAGAAGGGCCCCAUGUACGUGGAUGUCCAGAUAGCUAAAACAGCCAUUACAACUACCAGCAUCGUCACAGUGACAGAAAGCCCAGCAACACCUUCAUCCUCAGCACCUUCAUCUUCAACACCCCCCAAAUGUUCUCCUUCAGACAAAGCAAAGCUGCAGGUGCCACCUCCUAUUUCUUUAGUCGGAUGCCGGCCUGCUGAACCAGUUAAAGUCAAAGGAUGGGGUCGCUUCAAGGAGUCCAUGGCCAAAGUCGACAACUGGAACAAAGUGUCUAAAGCCGAAUCCAUGGAGACUUUACCUGAACGGACCAAGGUGCAUGAAUCACAGAUGUCUUUAAAGAAGACAGACUCAUGUGACAGCGGUAUCACCAAAAGUGAUCUGCGCUUGGACAAAGUGGGAGACUUCCGCAUGACGCCACAGGACCGCAGUCCUGUCCAGCCCUCGGAGACCAGGCACGCCUUCUACCCGAUCCCUGAGCAAACGCUUCAGGCCUCGCUGCAGGAACUCAAGCUGGAGCUGAAGGACGACCUCAAGAACUUGAAUGUUCGAAUGUCUGGCCUGGAGGCACAACUAACAGAAGCACUUCAACUCCUUAAAGCGAGGAAAUCAAGCACUGGCUCUCCACAGCAUCUUUUUGAUAUUUCUAGACCUGCUUCACCAGAACUGGACAAAGAGGACAUCUUCUCUUGAAGGAUGGAAGAAUCAUCAGGUAACAGUUAACUCAACUCAGCUGGAAUCCAGUAAUAUCCAGAUUACUUGGAUUGCUGAGGCUGCACUGGUCACACCAUUUAAAUGAGGUAACAGUGUUGUCUUUAAGACACACUUUCUCAUAGGGGUGUACCUGUCGGUUAACAAGGAAGUGUCAUGCUGAAAAGUUGAGGUCAUAGCGGUCAAGUGUUCGUAACACUGAACACUCUGAGGUUGCAUAAAAACUGACAGCUCUAUGUUUGUACAUAAAUUUGAUAUAUUUUUCCAUUGUGCUAUAAUGGGAAAAUAGCUUGAGCAGUUUGAUUUUAUCUUGAGUCCAAUAUCUGUUCAGAUUUUGAGUCUCAACAGAAGAACAUAUUUGUAUCUCUAUUGGAAGGCUCCAAUAGAAACAGCAUGAUCCACUGGUUUGUUAUUGAAUCAUUUGUAUGAGAUUCUUUGCAUGCCACUUAAAAUAGACGUGUGCCUCAAAGUGCAGAUGGUGCAUAUUUGAUUAAUUUAGGCUGCACGUUUACUCAUUUGCAUCAUUUCACAGUGACAGUGAAAAAGGACAGUCUUUGCAGAUGUUGAAACAGUCUAAGAGUAAUUUCCUCCAGCAACUGAUGAGCUCUCUUAUUAUAUCAUCUGCCAGGAUCAUUAUGAAUUAUACAACAGAUAACUCCGGCCAAGCAAUCAGAUUUUCAAAAACAUCUUUCAGCAGAGUUUAUCAUUUCCAUAAACCAUGGAUAGAUGUGCUUGAUGAAAAAGGGAAUGCAGUGUUAACUAGUGUGGCAGCAGUCAGCAAGUUAUCCAUAUUUACUGAUAUAUAGUAUUUAUUAUUCUCAUAUAUAAACAUUACAGCCACAUACUUGAUACAUAUAUAUAUGUAUAUGUUGUAUGAGAGCCAUACAUUUUUGGCUUUGAUGUGCACAGUUAUGUAAUGCAGGUGGCUGUGCCCCAUAACUCAUUUUAAACUGACAUGGAUAUAGUAAGGAAUGCUCUUUUAUUAUUUUUAUUAUUUAUUUAUGUGAAAUAAAACAGGCUGUCAUAAAGUGUCAGAGGUUUGUUCUUGGAAACAAACCUAGAUGUGACUGACUCACCGGAGUCAGUUUUUUUUUUGCCUUUAAUGGCCAGUGAGGUACAUUUUUCAGCAGUUAGCAUGCAUAAUGGAAUGUGUCUGUUUGUCCUCACGUUCACUUGAGAAAAAAACAUCAUCCCAUCAUAACAUAAGAUAGAAGCUGACUGUCAAUAAUGGGGAAAAAUCAAAAAUGUGAAAGUCUUUUUGGCGCACAUAUUCAGAGUUUGCAAUGCUGGCAAUCUCUUUCAGGAUCACAACUUCACAAAGCGCAAGGUGACAUCUUCAAAUUGCUUAAUUUGUCUGACCACCAGACAGAAAAAAACACUCAAAACCAUUCAAUCAUGUCAUAAUAGAAAAAUGAAAAACAAGCAUUCUGAAGAAAUGUUUUACAGAAAGAAGUGCAUCAUUCCAUGUAAUUGUCCAAUAUUCAUUACACAAGAAUGCAUAAAACCAUAAUUAAAAUUAGAAUUUUUUGCCUUCUAACAAACUACAUUUCAAAUUCUUUAAAUGAGGACUGUUUCAGAUGUUCUGCCAACAAUUAACUCUAAAUAAAUACUGAAACUAUUACUUUUACCUCUUAAAUGGUGUUGUUAACAAAAAUGUGUAAAUCAAUGCGCUGUCAUUGUCACACAAUCCUAGCAAUAAUUAUGCAUAUUUAGCUGUUAUGAAAAGUAGCAAAAGUCUAAUAAUAUUCAGUAAAUUACUCAUUUUUGAAACAAACUGUUUUUGCAGUUUUAUAGAGUAAUGGGUUUAUGCAGAUUGCUGACAAUGAAGUGCAGAAUAAAUUAGUUGCAGUCAGUAGUCAUACUGUAUUAUAUCACUGAUAUUAAUAGUAGUUCUGCUUGUAUUUCUAAAACAAAGAAUUGUUUUUAACUGCACAGAACUCAGAAGCACCUCUGAUAGAAGCAGGAGCUGUGCUGCUUCUUGCUUAAGUCUAUCUUUAGUAUACAGUGUAAGUAUUCUUUUACAUAGCAAAAAACAGUAACCUCUAUUCUAUAUUAUUUAUUAUUCAUAUGGAUAAUUUAUGUUCCCAGCACGCCUUGUCUCUUAUCUAGACAAAAGACAAGCUGAGAGGAAAAAGACUGAGGUUCUCUUUCUCCAACACAUUCUGUACCCUCCAUUUCCAUCAAAAAUUCAGCCUACUAAAAAUACAUGGGCAUGUCAUAACAGAAAUGAGAACUUGUUUGGGUUACAGCCAGUGUUUGUGAGUCUUUAUGGGUCUGCCUUCACAAAGAAUUCUGAUCUUAGAGGGGGAAAAGCACAGAAAUCAUCUCGAUACAACCUCUAUCACGGAGAAUUCAUAAAGCUGCUGCACACACACGUAAGGUGUUCAGAAAUCAAAGGGAGGGAAAAAAGAGGCCCGACAGUGACACCGAGGGCUUUAGUCACCCGAGUGAAAGAAAGGAUCUAAAAAUUAUGUAAUGGCAGGCACAGUCUUUUAUCUAAGCAACAAAAUCAAUCUUCAAAUGUCUGGCAGCUUCAAAAUUGCAAACAAAUUUGCUACAAAGUUAUUACAUUAUUAUUAUUAUAACACAUUGACUGGAAUAUAUUAUCACAAUUCAAAUUAUGAAUUGUUUCAAAAUCAUAGCUUCGAUCAAAGUGCUGCAAAAAUCUGAUAAUGAUCACUUUUUCCCAGUUAAUGUGUCCUUAUCCAUAAGACUUGGAUUUAAGGUAGUGCUUCCCAAAAAGACCCAAAACUUUUUCAGUCCCGCGCUCAUGAGAGGAACGAUCUUAAUAAAUUCCUCCCCAGCACCACAGGACAAAUCUAGUGAUGUGACUGAGGUUAAAAAUGUUGUAUUUGCAGAAAAGCUCAUUGUGCAGUAUUAUAAAACCUGAGUCACGACAGACCUGUAAACAAUGGUGAUCUGCACAGACGUCACAGUUAACGAGACUGUUGUGAUUCAGGGCAGCUCAUACAGCAGCUAUCAUCUGCAAACUUUUAAUGCACUUGAUUUCCAAGUAGACAUUGUACACAUGAUGCAGUCCUAAACUGAACCACGUAGAACAAGUAACUACUACAAUUAUCUACAUUUACUGAAAAAAGGUGCAAAUACUGCGUACUGGAUCAUUCAAAUUAAAACUGCUACUGAUUUUAUUUUUCUAUUUUUAAAAUCAGCCUUGAUGUAGCACCAAAUAGCUACAGUAGCUUGGCUCUUUUCAAAAUUCUAAUAAUGUCUACUGGCAUUAAAAACUAAAACUCAUUAAUUAAUUAAUUAAUUAACAUUUUGUUUGUUCUAUCAGUACAAAAUCCAAAACAUGAAAACAACAAUUUAUGGUUUCACAGGAAGUUUUGUGCCAAUAGGCAUUUCUCAACUUCGGACACAGCCAGGCUAGUCAUUUCUCUUUGCUUCCAGUCUGUAUGCUAAGCUUAGCUAAUUGACUUCUGGCUCUAGCUUCAUAUAAUGCACACAUGAGAGUGGCAUUGAUCCUCUCAUGUAAUCCUCGAAAAUGAAUAAAUGUCAGACUUAGAGAAGAGUUUUACUUAGAGAAAAGUUGAAGCUUCUGUCUUCUUCUGAACAUAUUUACAGUUUACACAUUAUAGCUCUAGAUUAAACUUUACAUCACAUUACAUAGGGGUUAAAGGUGUAAAUCACUGAAUGUUACGCUGUUUAAUGAACAGUUAUGUUACAGUUUAACCAUAACUGUUCAUUAAAACAAGUGAAAAACUGAUGAAAAAUACUUUGGCCUGCUCUAUUAAUAAAGCAGACAACAAUGCAAACAACGCAAUGUAAUCAGGAGCUGUCUGUCAUUUUUAUUAUCAUCUAUGUGACUCAACCAUACAAAUCCAAUACAGAAAAUAUUUAUUUUCUUUUAAGAGGUUAUUGUUACAUUGUGAAAAAUGUUACUUACGGUGGAAUAUUUUCAUUUUCUGCUGCUGUUUCACUUCACCAGUGACACAAAUGAAUGACAGAACUGGUAAUAUUUGUUAAGUAUAUUUUAAACUUUCAUUUUGAAUGACUUGUAACUUUGGUCUUUUGUGUUGGUGGGUACUCUAUUACUUGACUCUGUGAUUGGUUAUAUUUAAACCGUAAAUUCACUUUUUUACCUUUAAUUUCUUUACUUUUUACAGUAUCUAAUAGGAAUAGUACCAGAUCAGCUUAUUUUCAUAAUAAAAAAUCAAUGAAAAGAUCAAAUCUGCUCCAGCUAAAAAUCCAAUUUUGUGUCCAAUAACAAAGAUAGAGCAGGUGGAGAGUACUUUCAUGUACAUCCAUCUCAGGAGGAUAAAUCUUUUACCAACAUCAGAAAUAUACAGUACUAAAAUGGGAUGUAGGUGCACUCAUUCAUAAACCAGAACCUUAAGAGCAAUAUUUAGUUCUGCGCUGUAACAUUUAUAAACAAAGGU